AUGUACGCCUCGCGUGGAGUGCGGGCUGUGGCCCAAGCCCGGCAGCUGAUUUCAAAGCGGACGUUCACCGCGACAGCCCGCCAGCUCUCGCAAACACAGACGCCGACCCCGGCUGCUCCUACGGCCACCGCAGAGGCUGAAGUGGCAGAGACCGGCCGCCCGGCGUCCGCUGUCAUGCAGGCGCCCAACCGCGCCGAGGUGUGGUCCCGUAGCCAGAGACCGCGGUCUGAGGCCAUGGCCGGCCCCCGCUUUGAGCAGACAGAUUUCGAUGCCCAGCCUCGCCCUUGGGCCGCUAUCGAGCUCAUCCAUAAGCAGCCUGUGCGGUGGACGCACGACCGUAUUGUCGCCUGCGACGGCGGCGGUGGCCCGCAUGGUCAUCCUAAGAUCUACAUCAACACUGACAAGCCCGAGAUUGCUACCUGCAAUUACUGUGGUUUGCCUUUUUCUAUGCCAUUAUCACAGAACCCUGGUCCCAUCUGCUUCUCUCCUAUCAGCUCAUCUUAUUUGCACCCAGUUGAAAAUCUCGGCAACAUCUGA
Messenger RNA from Thermochaetoides thermophila DSM 1495, 537 nucleotides. Its product is annotated as NADH-ubiquinone oxidoreductase-like protein. Gene Ontology annotation, biological process: mitochondrial electron transport, NADH to ubiquinone. The record is from RefSeq and is a predicted model, not a curated record. The transcript is spliced from 3 exons. The coding region runs from base 1 to 537 and encodes 178 amino acids. NCBI's taxonomy places the organism in Eukaryota, Fungi, Ascomycota, Sordariomycetes, Sordariales, Chaetomiaceae.